CUCAUUGUCUUGCUGCCUCAACAGCCAGAUCAGAUCUGUACAAGCCUGGAGGCCGUCCAGGAUGAAAUCGUCGACGUUCACAAUGCGUUUCGGAGAGCGGUCGUUCCGACCGCCAGCAACAUGCUUAAGAUGAACUGGAGUGAGGAAGUGGCCACAUCGGCUCAGGAUUGGGCGAACACCUGCGCGAUGGCGCACGGCCCACCCAGCAGCCGCAUGCUCGGAUCAUAUCAAAUGGGUGAAAACCUGUUCAAAAGCUCCGAGCUGUUGCCGUGGACUGAUGUCGUGACAGCAUGGCACAACGAAGUGGCCAAUUACAACUAUCCCACAGGGUCCGCCAACGGGAAAUCCAUCGGCCACUACACACAGGUGAUCUGGUUCAGCUCGUAUGAGGUCGGCUGCGGUGUGGCGAAGUGCGGGAAUGACUAUUUCUACGACUGCCAAUACUAUCGAGCAGGGAAUUACAGAAGAGUGCCACCGUACUCACUGGGAGAACCCUGCUCGGCCUGUCCGCAAGCUUGUGAGGACAAACUAUGCACCAAUCCUUGCCCUUACGUCAACACGUUCGCCAAUUGCCCCGCCUUGAAAAAACAGGGCCCGUGUAGCGACUACCUGCAAAAAUGGUGCUCGGCUCAGUGCUUCUGUACCACCGAGAUCGUUCCUACUAAUUAGAAAAGGAUGACAGGAACUGCUGCGAUUAUCUAGGCUGCGUUACAAAUCUCCGAAACUCGCAGACUUCCCCUCAUCGUUUCCUCUGAAGCAAUCGAGACAUCGAUAUACUUUAUUGAAUUCUAUAACAGACUGUGUGAUAACGUGUUCUCCAUGAAGAUCCUCUAACUAUACAUAAACCUAUCUUUAGCGUUAAAAUGUGAUCUUCGGCAGUGUACAAUAUAUAUUUUGUAAGAAAUUCUGGCUUAACUUUGAAACUUUCAUUGAUAUCUUGGUCUACUUUGCUUAAUGGCUUCCGAUGUUACACACAACGCAGUUCGACUACCUACUGAUAUUUGUGCAGUGGGAUUUAACCCUCGCGUCAUCUCUACCUAAAGGGAGCGAUGCAGCGGCACUUUAGUCCUUUAGUCUGUCCAGCUCUGUCGCUUCUUCAUCUGUACACUCUGCUCAAACAGCUCAGCUUCCAAAAGCUUCAGCUUUCAUGCUCAUACCACCAUCAAUGCUAUCAUGCUCUUCAUCUGGGUGGAGUUUUCCUUUAAGUCCUUGAUUCCAAACUAAGACUACAGGUGGUCCAGAAAUGAUAUCGGUUUUCCAGGCCACUCAGUCGAAAUAAUACAUGUGAGUCGUACAAUUGAAACAGAAUGCAGCGGAGUCGAUGUAAAUGAUGCGAAUGCAAAUUGCGAAUGCAAAAAAACAAUGAUUUCCUUCAAAUGUGUCGAAGGAUGGAAAUGUGGCGUAAGUAAUUAUAUGCAAGAACAUUUUGUUCAACGUGAAGUGGGUUAUUACUGUGUAAUUGGGGUAUAAUAAUAUAUUGUACUACAGCAGAUAUCCAGCAGAUGGCGGUAUUGCGCAAUAAUAGUUCUCAGGGGUUCAUUACUGUAAACAUUUGAUGACUGUUGUCUUUUUGGUUGCUUACUUCAUUCCUUUCUUAUAUUAAACUGUGACUCUACUGACAAAAAUGCAUGUUGUAUGAACGUUUCGUUUUGACUGGACCUGGAAAAUAAGUGCCCUCGCACUGAGACUUUAUAUCCAUAUUUAGAAACAGAAGAAAUAUUGAAGUGUGUUAAAUUUUUCCACAAUAUUUACCUCACAUUUUAAAUCUUUGCGGUCAUUAAGGGUAUUUUUUUAUGUUCUAAGGGGUUCACAAACUUUUUGCAGCCCCCUUUAGUGUAAAGAAUUAGCCAGUCCACCUUAUGAUUGUAGUGAAUUUUCUGAAUAUAGUUAAACUAUUAGAAAAAUAUGUACAUUAGACACAUAUGUACGUUCAAACAUAUUUAUUCCAAGCCCUGUUAUAAAUGUGCGUAAAAAUCACAAACAUCCUUUUUUUUUUUUUGCGUUGUUUAUUCAAAAUGUGGUUGGAUAUAUGUAUUAUUUAUGUAUAUAUAUUACACUUUAUAUUAAGAAAUGAACAACUUCAUUUUUGGCGUACUUUUAAAUCCAUUUACUGUAACUAGGCUCAUACCUAUAAAAACGAAUUAAAAUGUGGUAAAAUGUGACUAAAUAAAAUGGUGAUCUGCA
Molecule: messenger RNA, 2184 nt
Organism: Ictalurus punctatus (channel catfish)
Lineage: Eukaryota; Metazoa; Chordata; Actinopteri; Siluriformes; Ictaluridae
Product: cysteine-rich venom protein pseudechetoxin
Exons: 7
Cellular component (GO): extracellular region
Source: RefSeq, a predicted model, not a curated record